AGUUGCAGCAAAAGCAUAGAGGGAAAAGUAGUACCGCUUUUAGCCAAGAUUAUCUGUUUUAUGGACACGAACAACAACCUGCAAAUUUUAGACAAUGCCUGUGAGUGUAGCUGGAUGUACAUAGUUUGGAUGAGAUUGCUGUUUGCAGUUGAUGCAAAGAUUCUAAACAAACAAAGGGAACUUGUUACUCAGUCCACAGGAAAGAACAUUGGAUUCAAGUCAAUUUUUCCAUUUUCGUGGUUGCUCUUUGAAAACGUAGAGAAGAUUCUGCAAAGUUGCUCUGAGAGUAAAAUAGGGAAUUCACCUGAGGAAUUAUUCAUUCAGUCACCUAUGGCUUUGAUCAUCAAUGAAGUUAUUAGGGGAAAAGAUACGCUUCACGCAAUGCAAUUAUACAUAUCCGAUUUUGUCAAUAUGAAGUGCAAAACUUUUUCAAACAGAGAGAAGCAGCUGAUUUGUGAGUCCCUAAUUGCUAACAUGGAACAGAGAUCAAAGGGAAUUCCAGAAUUAUUGUCAGACUGUCUAGUGUGCAUACAUAGCGUUUUUAGAGGAAUGGAAUAUUCUGUGAAGACCUUUUGUGACAUUGCAUCUCUAAACGAACAUCUACAGGAUGAAAAAUUCUUUGAAAAUGUCAAUAACAGUUAUCAGAUGCUUGACAUAGGAUCUGUGAAAUACCUUUUGGAAAAACUUAAUCCCAUAGAUGCAAUAGAAACACAUGAAGGGCAGAUAAUUUGGAUGCAGCAGUUUCAGAUCUACAAACCUUUUAUUGAAAGAAUUUUACAUCAAACAACUGAAAACCUACAAACAGGCAAUCCUAGACGUCGAUUUAUUGAACAAAUGAGGUCAACAUGGACAAAAAUCACAGCAUUGAAAUUAUACAUAGAAAAUAUAGCAGGAGACGAGAGAAAAGAUAAAUUGAUCAACCAAGACUGUAAAUUUCUUUGGAAGUUUCUUGGAGAAAAUGCAAACUUCAAAACAAUUGAAACAUUAGAAAAAUUUGAAAAAUUUCUGAAGGCUUCCAACAAAAAAGCUAUGAAGGACUUUUUGGACAAAUUUGGUAAAUGUCAUCAUUGCAAAAUACCCUUAAAUUUAUCACCUCCAAUUAUCCUUCCAUGUGGUCACAAAAUAUGCAGAGAAAAUUGUCAGUAUAUGAUAAUUACUGAAGAAGAUGUGAAAAAGUGUCCAGAGUGUUUGAUGGAAAUUGAAAAUGAUGCAGAAUAUGACAUGAAUGAUGAAGAAAGUGAAGAGAUGAAGCCAUUUUGGGACUACCAGAAAAAGAGUAAUAGGUUUUAUAUGCAAAUUGUAUCCCAACUAUGCUUCGAAAACUCUUCAGCCCCAAGUGAAGAAGUUUGCAAAAGGCUUCUGCAGCUUGUCGUUUUUAAAAAGAAACUCCCUGAGCUUAACAUGACCAUUAUCAGGACCAGAGAUAUAGGCGUAUUUGAGACCAUAGUGGACACAACUCCGGUUUUCAGAUCUUUUCUAUUGCAAUUACUGAUAAGAAGCAAUGAAAAUACUGUUUUGCAACUUUUCAUGAAAGAAACUGUUGAGAUCUUGGAUGAAGACAUUCAUGGGUCACACAUGAAAGACAUAUGCUUAAUGCUGAUACAAUGUAUUGAGGACUCGUUGAUGGAAGAAUCACUAUCUCACAGUUUCCAAUCUGAAAUGGAGAGAGAAAUUUGUUUCGCUAAGGAAUCAAUGUUGUUAGCAAAGGAACAGUUGCAAGCAGAAGGAACGACGGUUGACAAAAUUAAAUCAAUUGCAAGAGCUCGUUUUGGUCUUCAAGUGACAGCAAAAUAUUUGUACGGUCGGUUAAAUACAACAUGGGAGUUUACAGAAUCUGAACUGGCUAUGUGUACUGACUUAUUCCAAACUUCUGCCAGUUUGUGCGACUCACCUUUGGAGCAUAUCAGAAUGUAUUUGCUAAAGCACGUCUGCAGACGCUACGGUUUGGAGUUCUACAGAAAUAUACAAUCCUCAGCUGAAUCUUGGGUACUGCCAUCUGAGGAUGGGGAUAAUACAGAAAAACAAAGUGCAGAUCAGCAUUGUCCAGAUUACUGCCUCGUACUUGGAGAACAAUACAGAAAAAUUAAAGAGAAGAUAAGUGAAAUUCUGGUACCCACAGACAUGUCAAGGAAAUUAAAGCUCAAAGACAAAUCCCGAACAGUUCAAGUAUUUUUCCUUCUGGGACUCUGUAAAGAAUUGAAAUCCCGAUCAUUGUUUCAAGAAGAAAAUAUUCAAACUAAAGAACAGUUAAAAUGUAAAGUGCAGAAAUUAUUGAAAAACCAGAAACUUCAAAUUGUGAUGGAUUAUCUGGAGGAAUUAUUUGACGAUUCAGUUGGAAGAUCGUGUGAUCAGCUAAACCUCAGGCUCUGUGAUAAUAUGCAUGAUGAAAGCAUUAUAUUUCUCAUCUUCCAUUUGAUGUUCGUUUUGAAAGUGACUGGAAAUAAAGGACCUUUGCAACCACUACAGGCCCUAGCAUUUGAACCAAAUAUCUUGGAGGGUGCCUUCUUACCAACGAUGCCUGAGGAGUGUUUGUCUAAAGAGAUCCAAGAAGAACUUCAGAGAAUGGAGAAAAUAGCAAACAAAGCUCACCACAACUUUACGUGGUAUCGUUGUCCAAACGGCCAUCUUUAUGGAGUUGGGGAUUGUGGAAAUCCUACCCAGAAAGGUCAUUGCUUUGAAUGCCAUGCGGAAAUUGGUUCAGAAUCGGAAAUUAAUCGUAAAGACAAUGUAAGGUAUACUGGGGAUGAUCAAAGUCGCAGAGGUCAUAUUCUUGGGUCACCAACUAACAGAACUUUUGAUGCUGUUUCGGAAAGAAAUCUUUCUCCAAUUUCUAAUGCAGUUCUAAGACUUUUAACACAUCUCUCGAUGUUUAUAGGGGCUAAUUACAAUAUUGAGGAAAUUACAAAAUGUAUUCACCCUACUGUAGACGAGGAUGAUGUUCCUGGAUUUCUUUGGGAUCACAUUCUUGUAGACAUUAGCACAUUGAGGAAAACAUUAGAUCAGGGCUUGGAUGGGGUGUUUAUGCUUCUUCAUGUACUUGUUCAUUCUUUUCUGAAAGAAGAGCCCACUCUUGCAGUUGCCAUUAGAAAUGAUCAGGACAUACCACUGCAUAUCUUGAAAACAAAAGAUGGAAGGAAACCUUGGGAAAUGGAAUUUUCAUUGACAUACAUUGCAGAAAUAAUGCAGAGAAGCAAAGAGCUUUUCAAGACAUGUGAAGAUAUACUUUCUGAGGACACCAGCAUAGUCUCAGAUCCUGUUUUGAGGAAAGUGUUUGAUUUGGAUGAAGCAUCAUGUGAACAGUUUACAUUUAAUGAAAUGCAGACAUGUGAUUUUAUAUGGCAACAUAGAAUAAAAGUUUCUUUUGAACAUUUUGUCCAUGAGUUUCACAUGCUGAGAGACAGAAUAGGGCCAGAAGUGGAACGAUUUGCUCUUCUAGACGCAUUCUUAAGACAGGACUGUUACUUAAGAUACCUAAGAUAUAUCCCAGCUGUCGUGAGAAUGCAGAGUGCCUUGAAAGCUAACUACAGAAAACAGAUUACCAGAGAAGAGGCCAGGUCCCUAACCAUAAGAGAUUGCCUUCAGCAGUGUAGACAAGGUCCAUUCAGCAAAGAGAUCGAAGAUGGCGUGGUCUCCAUUUGUGAGCUAUGGAAAUGUUUCCGAAAGUUUUACUUCGACUUUGAAACACUAGAUAUGAACAAAGAUAUUGAAGCACUAUUAGAACGUAAUAUAGAUGUAGAUGUUGAUAGUGUAUCAUUACUUAUCCCUGACACUAGAGGAAGUGGAACAAUUAUCAGUCUUCUUUUUCGCUUCAUGAUUUGGAAGCAAAAUGCAUUUGUGAAAUUGUUUGAAGAUAUAACACAGACAAGGACUAGCAAUGUGAAGGAUAUAAGUUUUGACGAUUUGGCGGAGAGUGAUCUUAUUUCAUACCAUCACAAGGCCGACUUGCUUCCUAUUAUCAUAUCAAAUUGCAAUUACACUUAUGCUAAGGAUGAAAGGACAACUUUGGAUUACGAUUUUGACAGUAUUCAGUCAGCUAUUAAAGAUCAAAUAUUGCAAGGAAAACCAAUUCUGAAUGUCAGUGAAUGGAAAUGGCCCUGGAACACCGUAUUUCGAGCUGAUGCCGAUGUGACGAGGUUUGCUACAUUAAGUGCUAGAAUCAAUCAGAAGCCCUUGGAUAGUAUGCUUCAGAGACAGAUAAUUGCUGAUUUCGCUGAUUUACCAGAUAUUUACGAAGCCAUAGAAAAUAUAGACACAGUGGUCAACUUUCUUCUUUCCGUCAGUUGCAGUGGCGAUGAUCUGCUAAGUGAAUUUAUGGAGGAUAUUUUACAAAUGAGUUCGCUUUUAAGUCAAAAGGCCAGUGUUUCUUGUAGACUUCACCACGUCCAGUCCCUCUGGUUUCUGUUUAUGUUUGAAAAGACAAAGAGACUUACCUCAAGUGAAAAGGAUGGCUUUGAAAGUAUUCAUGAAAAUAUCAAAGAACCUUUGACCGAACAGAUGUGUAAAGACCUCAGUUGGUACUUAACAGACUUGUCUACAGAGAAACUGGGUGUAAUCCUGGAACAGUUGUUGGAAUGUAUCUUAUUUACAUUGAAUCAGGGUCAAUGGAACUAUAGUUCUUAUUUACACAGCUUGAGCGACACGCUUAUGGUUCACUUGGAGGACCCACUCUAUUCUGAGGUUGACUUAAAAACGCUUGGGUUAAAUGACGUACAACGGUUACCGUCGACCAUACUCUCUUCCCAUUCAGUUGAAGUGUGGAAAAUGAUCAAUUGCACCAUUCAAAGUCGGAAAUGAAGAAAGAUUGCAAAUUAUUACAUUUGUACGAAACUUUCACUUUUCU
Messenger RNA from Saccostrea echinata, 4840 nucleotides. Its product is annotated as E3 ubiquitin-protein ligase rnf213-alpha-like. The transcript is spliced from 31 exons. Lineage: Eukaryota; Metazoa; Mollusca; Bivalvia; Ostreida; Ostreidae. Bases 61 to 4794 code for a protein of 1577 amino acids. The record is from RefSeq and is a predicted model, not a curated record.